AUGGUGGGCAAUGAUUUUGGCUUUGGCAAAGGCCAGUGCUUGACUGGUGGGAAUUUGGGAAUGGUGGGAAAUUUAUAUGGCUUUGGCAUAGGCCAGUGCUUGACAGGUGGGAAUUUGGGAAUGGUGGGAAAUGUAUGCGGUUCAGGGUUAGGCAGAGGCGGUGACUCGGAGCUAGUCGAUGGUGGCAUUGCAUCCUUUGGUGGUGACAUGGAGGUUGGUGGUGGCAAUGACGUCGGUACUGGUUCCACUGGUGUUGGUUUUGGUGGAUUGGAAGGUGUCAACACAGGGAUGCUAGGAGAAGGUGUUGGUUUUGGUGGAUUUGAAGGUGUCAACAAAGGAAUGCUAGGAGAUGGUUUUGGUUUUGGUGGAUUUGAAGGUUUCAACACAGGAACGCUAGGAGAAGGUGUUGGUUUUGGUGGAUUGGAAGGUGUCAACACAGGAACGCUAGGAGAAGGUGUUGGUUUUGGUGGAUUGGAAGGUGUCAACACAGGAACGCUAGGAGAAGGUGUUGGUUUUGGUGGAUUGGAAGGUGUGGGCUGUGUUUUAGCUGGGGAUGGCGAUGUUGGUGCUGAUGUAGGUGGUGUGGGAGUUAGUUUAGGUGGCAAAGGAGGCCAUUUAGGUUUCGGCAACGGAGACAAAUCCUUAGCAUGGUGA
This is a messenger RNA of Populus trichocarpa (black cottonwood), 654 nucleotides long. RefSeq lists its product as uncharacterized. The record is from RefSeq and is a predicted model, not a curated record. The transcript has a single exon. Bases 1 to 654 code for a protein of 217 amino acids. Lineage: Eukaryota; Viridiplantae; Streptophyta; Magnoliopsida; Malpighiales; Salicaceae.